Molecule: messenger RNA, 732 nt
Organism: Penicillium waksmanii
Lineage: Eukaryota; Fungi; Ascomycota; Eurotiomycetes; Eurotiales; Aspergillaceae
Product: Short-chain dehydrogenase/reductase SDR
Exons: 4
Coding region: 1-732 (243 amino acids)
Source: RefSeq, a predicted model, not a curated record
AUGGCCUGUCGAGCUUUUGCAGUUAUCGCCGGCGUUGGACCCGGGGCCGGAUCUGCAAUCGCGAAACGAUUUGCGAAAUCUUACCCUGUUGUCUUGCUUUCCAGAAAUGCCACCAGUUACCAGCCCGUCGUUCAAGAAAUCUGCUCGGCUGGUGGCUCGGCUUUGGGAAUCAGUACGGACCUGUCUGACGCUCGCAGUGUUACUCUCGCGUUCGAAAGGAUUGCGUCCGAAUUUCCCAACCACAUGCUUGUUGCGGCCGUUUUCAACUCCGGGGGUGGCUCCGCUCGGAAAAAUUUCUUGGAGUUGAAAGAGGAAGACUAUUGCAACGGACUAAAACCAGCGGUGAGUGGCUUCAAUUUUGCUCAGCUUGCACUACCGAGGCUUCUAGACGCUGUCGGCAGAUCUGUGAAUUCUCCAACUUUAAUUUUCACAGGCGCCACAGCUAGCUGGAGAGGUUCCGCAAAAUUCGCCGCCAUAGCGUCUGGAAAGUCCGCACUACGCACUAUGGCACAGUCCAUUGCGCGUGAGUUUGGACCUCAAGGUCUACAUAUUUCACAUGUUGUCGUUGAUGGUGUCAUCGAUAGUCCGAGUGCUCGAGGCAUUUUGGACGAAGUCCCUGAUGCCAAAGUGAGCCCUGAUGCGAUCGCGGAUACAUACUGGCAUUUACACACUCAACCACGCUCCGCCUUUGCGUUUGAGCUCGAAAUACGACCUUACAUCGAAAAGUGGUAG